UUUCAAAAUAAAACAUACACGCAACAUGCCUCAUUGAAAAGAAGGACAGCGAAGGGUUGCGCGACGUUAAGCUCCAUUUUGAGAUAUAAAAGACCAAUACAAUGUGGCUUUCUUUAAUUGUCUGUUAUGACGUAAUUGGUCCCACGUAUGGUUUUAGUUUGAAGGCUAAAAGACCAAAACUGCUUUUCCAUCCUCGCUAGCUUGUUUCGUGUAGCUCCAAGCGCACACUGGCUGCAGUGGCGUCUUCCUUUCGUGCUAACACGUUAAAGCUGCAGGACUGUUGCUCCCUUCCCCUUCGGCCUCCGUUUGUCAGCACCUGGCUGCCUUUAUUCAAGGACGGUAGGUGGAGUGACUGUAAGAUCAUAUGUGCCUACGAGUGUGACACGUCUCUGAUCAAUGGCUACCUCAGGCUCCACCCCUCUUCCUACACCUGCCACUGUGCCUGAGGAUUUCCAUUAUGAGACCAAGUACAUUGUGCUCAGCUACCUGGGACGGCUUCCUGGUGGUAGACCACAAUCAGCUGAAGGAGAACCCACAAGAAUAGUUAAAGAGCAGGUAGAAGGAGAGCUGAAACGACUAGAAGAGGAAGUUGCUGCUUCAUUUUCCAGCACGGGUUUUGACUGCCGCGCAUCACUGGUGUUCAGCCCAGCCAACCCUGACAUGGCAAUCGAAGACUGUCUCGCUGAGCUGGGAGAGCGCAUGGUCCGAGAGCUGGACACACACUUGAAAGCAGCCGUACACACACUUCUAUCAGGAUCUUUGGAGUACGAGACAUUCCGAGAUGCAACACUGGACCUGUCAACACACACACAAGGAGCGUGGAGCAAAGUUCUGGUGCCUUUGGUGUUGCUUCAGGCUUUACAAAACCAAGGUCUGUCCCUGGUAAAUCUGCUGCAUCUUGGAGUGCGCUUCCUGGAGGAGGCUCACGGGGAAUACAUCAUCCAACAUGGGGGAUAUGGUGAAAUAUUUGGACUGGGUUCAGAAGAAGAGCAGAGCGUUGCCAUCGCUGAAGACAGCAACGACAUCUACAUCCUGUCGGGGGAUCAAGCGCCUGAUCAGCUGAGCCCUCCGUCGUCUCUGCUGUGCACGGGCGACAACAGCAGCGGGCUCAGCUCCUGGCAGACAGAGAGCUUACCCGUGUCGCUGGCCGGCCACGAGUCGUGGGCGCAGGUGUGCGCGAUGGACCCCGAGGACAUCAAGAGCCUGGACAGCAACGAGGGCGCGGCUCUGGCCGAGGAGCGCAGCGAGAACAACUCAUCCAACUCGGACAUCGUCCAUGUGGAGCGCGAGGAAGCCGAGCUGCUGGAUGAAGGCGGAGCCAUAGAGGAGAGCAUGAUGAGCGUUUUAGGUACGGAGAGUGAGCUCGCUCAGCUCCGGGAGGAAAUUAGUAGCCAGAUGACCGCAGCUCCUGCGACGUCAGAGGUAGAAUCCGCAGCACCUGCCUCUCUGAUCUCUCUAGAAGAACCUGCCGUUGUCUUAGAGACGUCAACAGAACCUUCCCUCAUCUCUAUAGAACCACAGCUUCCUCCUCCGGUCCUGGAAGCUUUUGCUCCUCCUCCGUUUGACCCGGAACCUGCAGCACCGUUACCCGUUCCUGCAGUAGAACCAGAGCCUGAGCCAAAAUGGCUGUCUGCUGAGGGUACGCCCCCAUUUCCAGCAGCGUCCACAGAUCCUGAAGCACACUUGGAGCCAGUAAUAUUGCCCACUCUGCAGGAGCCAGAGUCCGCGAGCGAGUCGGAGGUACCUGCCGCACAGGUCGCCACCGAGGCGCAGCCAGACCCAGCGUCAGAGCUCCAGGCUCUGCUCUGUGGAGGAGCGACCCUGGUGCUCCUUGCUGCCGUCAUGGCGUACGGUGUCAUCAGAUACAGGAGGAAGUAGUAUAGACGUAGUUUCUUCUCGGGGGGGUUAGUGUACGCGUGAAAGGAUGUUACGCUAGAAAUCCAAGUACUUAGUUCACUGAAGAUUGCAGGGGGGCUGCUUUUGAAGGUCUCCAGUCCAGGACAAUGCCUCUCACUUGAACCUUGACCUCUCCUCCUCCACAUCCUUCUCAGCAGAUGCAAGCACAGAAAAAGGGAAUUAAAUGCACUUCCUGUCUGAUGUUCAAAGCCCACCUCUCCUGCUUUUGCUUUCUUAAAGUCUUUUUUUUCCUCAAAGACAUUCGCGUCAUUUUCUAUUACAUCGUUUAAAUGCCCAAAUGGAAAGUAGGAAAUUAUAUUUUACGUUGCAUAUAAAUGCUACCCUACUUAAGUCAUUUAUUAAAGGAAACUGCAGCACAAUGUAAAUAAAUAGUAUUUUUAAGUAAAUGAAAUCAAGUCAAUUAUUGGCUGCAGUGUUAAUAUAAUUAUGCCACUUAAACAACUGUGUAAUUAAGUUGUUUUUCCAUGAUAUUUGCUGUCCCUUUUAUUUAUGCACAACAAGAAGCUGUGAUUGAAAAUGUCCAACAAUUAACACUCCCGAGGUUCAUGUCUAGGGCAAUUUUUUUCUCAGUAAAAAUCAAGAGAAUGUUCCAUCAAACUUUGUACCUUGAAUUUCCUACAAGACGCUCUUGAGAAUAAAGAAAGUGGGAAUGUG
This is a messenger RNA of Entelurus aequoreus (snake pipefish), 2571 nucleotides long. RefSeq names its product BCL2 like 13 (gene bcl2l13). Gene Ontology annotation, cellular component: mitochondrion. Gene Ontology annotation, biological process: regulation of apoptotic process; apoptotic process. The record is from RefSeq and is a predicted model, not a curated record. The coding region runs from base 397 to 1878 and encodes 493 amino acids. NCBI's taxonomy places the organism in Eukaryota, Metazoa, Chordata, Actinopteri, Syngnathiformes, Syngnathidae. The transcript is spliced from 7 exons.